Penicillium alfredii is the source of this 1065-nucleotide messenger RNA. Its product is annotated as protein transporter YIF1. The transcript has 3 exons. The record is from RefSeq and is a predicted model, not a curated record. Gene Ontology annotation, cellular component: endoplasmic reticulum membrane; COPII-coated ER to Golgi transport vesicle; endoplasmic reticulum-Golgi intermediate compartment. Gene Ontology annotation, biological process: endoplasmic reticulum to Golgi vesicle-mediated transport. Bases 1 to 1065 code for a protein of 354 amino acids. Lineage: Eukaryota; Fungi; Ascomycota; Eurotiomycetes; Eurotiales; Aspergillaceae.
AUGUAUAGGGGCUCCUUCGCACCUCCGCCCGCGCAGUCACCGCCGCUUCACCACCCCGUCCCGCAACAUGUCUCGACCGUCCCUAUGAUGCGCUCACCACCUCCCCCUGCUCCUCAGCAACCUCCCAGUGCUGGCUAUGGGGGCAACCCAUAUCAGCCAUCGCCUGCACAGGGUGCCAGUGGAGCCUAUGGCCCUGGAUUCGGCGGGAUCAUCACUGAUCCCACCGCGCAGAUGGGCUUCCAAGUCGGCAAGACUGCGAUGGCAGCUGGACAGGAGUACAUGGAACAAAACUUUAACCGCUAUGUGUCCAUACCCGCUCUUAAGCACUACUUCAACGUCUCCAACUCCUAUGUCCUGAACAAACUCGUCCUUGUCCUUUUCCCUUGGCGACACAAGCCCUGGUCUCGCCAGCAGGCAAGACUGACAUCCACCUCGACCGGACCAAAUGGCCAGAUUGCCCAGCAGCAGUAUUCAUCCAUGUUUCUGCCCCCGCGGGAUGACCUCAACUCGCCCGACAUGUACAUUCCAGUCAUGGCUCUGGUCACAUACAUUCUGCUGUCGGUCCUGCUGGCUGGCUUUCGAGGGUAUUUCCACCCCGAGCUGUUGGGGUCCAUUACCACGACCGCCAUUGCAGUGAUUAUCUUCGAAAUCCUGUGCCUGAAGCUGGCCAUGUACAUUCUGAGCAUCAGCAACGACUCCCAGCUGUUGGACCUGGUGGCGUACUCGGGCUACAAGUUCGUGGGGAUUAUCGUCACUCUGGUUGCCUCUGAGAUCUUGACCCCCGGCCGAGGAACUGGGGGCUGGGUCGGCUGGACAGUCUUUGCGUACACGUUCUUGGCGAAUGCAUUCUUCUUGCUCCGCUCGCUGAAGUAUGUCUUGCUGCCUGAUUCGACUGACGCCUCGAUGCACACUGGCUCGAUGCACACUGUGGCUCGCGGCCAGCGCAACCGCCGUACCCAAUUCUUGUUCGUCUACUCCUACGUGAUUCAGUUCGUGUUCAUGUGGGUGCUCAGCCGAGAGGGACCUGCGAUGCUGCCGGCUGCAGGAGGCUCCGCCGCGUCAUAG